This is a messenger RNA of Salvia miltiorrhiza (redroot sage), 1589 nucleotides long. RefSeq names its product alkane hydroxylase MAH1-like. Gene Ontology annotation, molecular function: oxidoreductase activity, acting on paired donors, with incorporation or reduction of molecular oxygen; iron ion binding; heme binding. The coding region runs from base 1 to 1470 and encodes 489 amino acids. The transcript has 3 exons. The record is from RefSeq and is a predicted model, not a curated record. Lineage: Eukaryota; Viridiplantae; Streptophyta; Magnoliopsida; Lamiales; Lamiaceae.
AUGGCCAUACAUGCGUUUGUGUUGAUGGUGGUAGCUCCAAUAGUUCUUGUGUGGUACUUGGCAAUUAGAAGAGGCAAGAAACCCUCGGAGCCGACGACGUGGCCGGUGCUGGGGAUGCUGCCGGCGGUUCUCCUUAACCUCCGCCGCAUUCACGACUUCGCCACGGAAAUCUUGAGCGAAUGCGGCGGCACGUUUCGGUUGGUGGGGCCGUACAUCGACAUGCUCGUCACGUGCGACCCGGCCAACAUCCACCACGUCUUGAGCAGAAACUUCUCGAACUAUCCAAAGGGCCCCGAGUUCCGCAAGAUCUUCGACAUCUUGGGCGACGGCAUCUUCGGCGCCGACUUCGAGCUCUGGGAGAUUCACCGGAAGACGACGCACGCGCUGCUCGCGCAUGCGGAUUUCGAGGCCCGGCUGCAGGGGACCGUCUGGCACAAGGUGGAGACGGGGCUCUUCCCGGUUCUCGAUCAUUUCUGCGGCGCCGGAAUGGAGCUGGAUUUGCAGGAUGUUUUGCAGAGGUUGGCUUUUGAUAAUAUCUGCAAAUUGGUGCUGGACUACGACCCCUGCAGUUUGCGCCCCGGCUUGCCUUCUCUUCCUUGCGAGAAGGCUUUCAGCGCAGUAGCGGAGCCGCUGCUGCACAGGUAUGUAUUCCCCGAGUGGAUGUGGAGGCUGCUGAAGUGGCUCAACGUCGGCGGCGAGAGGACCAUCACCGAGGCCGCGGCGGCGUUCGAUGAUUUCAUCUACCCGAGGCUCACCUCCGAUGUGAACGUUUUGAAAGCGUUCGAGAAGGUGUACGCAGAGAGAGACAUGGCUUCCUCAAACGGAAGUAGUCUCAGAGAUUUCCUCAAGGACACCUCGUUGAAUCUGAUGUUCGCCGGCAGGGACACGACGAGCACGUGCCUCACGUGGCUCUUCUGGCUCAUCGCCCAGAACCCGGCGUUGGAGGCGAAGAUUCUAGAGGAAAUGGAAGCGGAGCUCCGUCUCGAGAAAAAAUGGAGAUUCUUCAGCGCCCGCGAGUCGCACAGGCUCGUGUACCUGCACGGAGCUCUGUGCGAGUCGCUGAGGCUGUUCCCGCCGCUGGCGCUGCAGCACAGGGCGCCGGCCCGCUCGGAUACUCUUCCGAGCGGGCAUCGCCUCCGCGGCGGCGGAAAGCUCAUAAUAUCGUUCUACUCGGUGGGGAGAAUGGCGAGCGUGUGGGGGGAGGGGUGCUUCGAGUUCAAGCCGGAGAGGUGGAUAUCGGAGAGCGGGAAGAUCAAACACGAGGCGUCGUACAAGUUUCCGGCAUUCAACGCGGGGCCGAGGAGCUGCGUGGGGAAGGAGAUGGCGUUGGUGCAGAUGAAGAUGGUGGCGGCGGCAAUACUGUAUGGGUACGAGGUGAGGGUGGUGGAGGGCCACCGGGUAGCUCCGCGGGACUCCAUCAUACUGCAGGCUAGGGAUGGAUUGAAGGUGUUGUUAUCUAAGAGAAAUUGAAGAUGAAGAUGCCGAUAAUUAGCACUGCCGCCUCCAUCACUGUGAUUUCUUAUAUAUUUCCAUUUUAUACUAUUACCAUUAUUGUGCUCCUCUAUAAUGUACUAUGAAUUAAAUCAUGC